GAAUGGCGCAGUGCAGUAAUCCUUUGUGUGCAGUAUCAGAAGUACCUUUCACAGCCGUGGGUUCUAUCUCAUCUCGCUUCCGGAACUCUCCUGGUGAAGGAAAGUGAAGAAGAGACAAUGAUUAUUUUAAUUUUUGUAGCUUUUGUGGCCCUUCUCCUGUAUUCCGUUCUAAUUUUCAAACCAAAGAACUUUCCUCCUGGUCCUCCAUGUUUACCUGUGGUUGGUUCAAUUCCCUUCAUCCCGGCGAAGCAUGUGCAGUUCACCAUGGUUAAGAAGUGGAAGAAACAGUAUGGUCCUGUUGUGGGACUCAUGCUUGGUUCCAAACCAGCAUUAGCAGUCAUUGGUGCUGAAGAAUGUCUGGAGGUCUUCCGCAGAGAUGAAUUCCAAGGAAGACCGGACACUUUUAAUUCAAGAGACAGGGCUUUCAACAAAAGACUAGGGUUCUUCUUUACUGACGGGCCGUUCUGGGUGGAACAACGUCGUUUCACUCUGCGCCACUUGCGAGACCUUGGGUUCGGAAAGAAGAGUUUGGAAGGGAUCAUUUUAGAUGAGGCUGAAGUUCUGAUCAAGCAGCUGCAAUUUAAUGAGAUCCAGAAGUGUGGCUUCUUUGGAGUUCCUGCCAUUAACGUACUCUGGGCAGUUCUGGGUGGCGAACGACAUUCCCACGAUGACAGAGAAUUUAAGGCCCUUCUACAGAAGAUAACCAGAUUAUUUCGGACAGGAAAUCCAUCUGGGGACAUCGUAGAUGUUCUUCCGUUUCUAAGGCUUAUCUUUCCCAAUCUAGCUGGUUACCGGGAAAGAAACAUUGCGACUACAGGUGGACACAAUUUCUUCCGGGAAGCUAUCCGACAACAUGCAAGAACUCUUGAUGAAAACGAAUCCAGAGACUUCAUAGAUGUGUACCUGAAGGAAAUGAAGAAGAAUGACGGCAUUAACAAUACGUCAUUUACAGAGGAUGGCCUCAUUACGAUCCUGUUGGAUCUGUUUUCUGCUGGUGCCGAGUCCGUGGCCAACAGCCUGGAUUACUGCAUACUGUACCUGAUACUCCACCCACAUAUCCAGAAGAAGGUGCAGGAUGAACUGGACGCCGUGGUUGGCCGCAGCAGAAGACCUUCCCUAGACGACAAACCCAGAUUGCCUUACGUUGAAGCUACCCUCACCGAAGUGCUUCGCAUCAACCCAAUAGCCCCACUUACCCCACAUCAUAGGGUUUUGAAGGACACAAAACUCAAUGGUUACGAUAUUCCCAAGGAUACAACUGUCAUCAUAUGCUCAUAUGGCGUGCUCUCUGAUCCUGAUCACUGGGGCGAUCCUGAAGUUUUCCGCCCUGAGCGUUUUCUCGAUUCAAAUGGCAAGUUCAUGAAAGACGAUUGGAUGAUAAAUUUUGGAAGUGGAAAAAGAUUUUGCCUUGGUGAAUCUCUUGCGAGGAAUAUUCUGUUCAUCUUCUUCGCCACCUUCUUCCAAGAAUUCUCAUUAAGUAUUCCAGAAGGAGACCCAAAGCCCAGUACAAUGCCGCAGUCUGGAUUUACAACUGCUCCUUACCCUUUCAGAAUGAAAAUAAAGGAACGAUUGGGUAAGAAUCCUGGGAUUCAGAUGAUCGUCACACUGGUACUAUGGACCCUCUUCUUUUACCUAUUGUAUUCCUGGCUGACAAUGAAGCCGAAGAACUAUCCACCAGGUCCACUACACUUUCCUGUCAUCGGUCCUGCCUUCUCUGUGCCAAGAAAACUUGUUCACAUUACCCUGGCUGGGGAAUGGCUUCAGAAAUACGGGCCUGUGGUUGGGUUAGCGUUUGGUUCCCGUAAAAUAAUAGCAAUUUGUGGGGCUCGUGAAGUUCUCGAAGUCUUACAAAGAGAAGAAUUCCAAGCAAGACCAACCAGCAUGUUCUUCAAAGAAAGGUCCUUUGGCAAACGACUUGGGGUGUUCUUCUCUGACGGUCCAUUCUGGGUUGAACAACGCAGAUUCACUCUCAGAAACCUAAGAGAUUUCGGUUUUGGCAAGCAGUCAAUGGAAGGCUUCAUUAUGGAAGAGGUAGAAGAUACUAUAAAGGAAGUGACGCAGAAAGGAGUUCUGCAGGUUAACGGACUGUUCAGUGUUGCCACGCUGAAUGUCCUGUGGCGGAUGAUAGCUGGUUCCCAUUAUUCGCGAAACGACGAGGAACUCCUGACUCUUCUUGAGAAAGUGAGCAGAUUUUUUCGUUCAGGAAAUCCCAGUGGAGGACUUGUUAAUUUUUUCCCUAUCCUAAAAACUAUUGCUCCUGUCCUAUCUGGGCACACCGAAGCGAAGGAGAGCCUUUUGGAUAUGCAGAACUAUUUCAGAAAAUCCAUAUGGGAACACAAGAAAACUAUAGAUAAAAAUAACCCAAGGGACUUUAUAGAUGUGUACUUACGAGAAAUGGAGGUGCAACGCAAUAAACCGGACACCACAUUCACAGAGGAAGGACUCAUAGUACUCUGUCUGGACCUGUUCUCUGCCGGCGGAGAGACACUGUCGAGCUCUCUAGCCUUCUCACUGCUCUACAUGAUACUGAACCCGAAUGUACAGAAGGCUGUACAGAAAGAGCUGGACCAAGUGGUUGGGAGAGACAGGAGACCCACACUAGCAGACAGAGGAAGUGGAACAAUCGAGNUUAUCGUAUGGAGUGCAACAGGAUGCUUAAAUAUAAUAUUGAAUUAUUUAAGUGGAACAAUCGAUCGCAACAAUCAUUGUCAUGUGAUCCGUGGUUUCGAACAGGAAUCCAUGGUAGUGAUCAACCUCUACAGUGUAUUCCAAGACCAGGAACACUGGGGCGAUCCUGAGGUCUUCAGACCUGAACGAUUUCUGGACUCAGACGGCCAUUUCGUUAAAGAUGACUGGAUAAUUCCGUUUGGUGUUGGGAAAAGAAUGUGCAUUGGCGAGGUCUUGACACGCAACACUAUUUUCUUAUUCUUCACAUCACUUCUUCAAGAGUUCUGGUUCAGCGUGCCCGAAGAAGAUCCCGAGCCAUCACUUGUCCCUCUCUCAGGGUUUACUAUUGCUCCUAGGUCAUUCAGAGUAAAAGCUACGAAACGAACAUGAAUCAAGUACUCACAUGAAUGUAACUGUGGGUCUUGUAUUGUGCAGAGUCGCGCACGACUCCAGAACAGUCUGUAACAGUAACAGUUAAAUAUGUAUUUGAUUAAAUCAGCAUUAAAUGUGCAGUUCUUCCUUUUAA
This is a messenger RNA of Cryptotermes secundus, 3193 nucleotides long. RefSeq lists its product as uncharacterized. Gene Ontology annotation, cellular component: cytoplasm; intracellular membrane-bounded organelle. The record is from RefSeq and is a predicted model, not a curated record. Gene Ontology annotation, molecular function: heme binding; iron ion binding; oxidoreductase activity, acting on paired donors, with incorporation or reduction of molecular oxygen, reduced flavin or flavoprotein as one donor, and incorporation of one atom of oxygen. The coding region runs from base 118 to 3057 and encodes 979 amino acids. The transcript is spliced from 16 exons. NCBI's taxonomy places the organism in Eukaryota, Metazoa, Arthropoda, Insecta, Blattodea, Kalotermitidae. Gene Ontology annotation, biological process: xenobiotic metabolic process.